Erpetoichthys calabaricus (reedfish) is the source of this 1169-nucleotide messenger RNA. It is a transcript of the gene dpy30, whose product is annotated as dpy-30 histone methyltransferase complex regulatory subunit. Lineage: Eukaryota; Metazoa; Chordata; Cladistia; Polypteriformes; Polypteridae. Bases 165 to 479 code for a protein of 104 amino acids. The transcript has 5 exons. Gene Ontology annotation, cellular component: Set1C/COMPASS complex. The record is from RefSeq and is a predicted model, not a curated record.
CUCUACUUUGAAAGACAGGCUGCAGUUUUUCCUUUUUUUUCUGGGUGGGUUUGGCUUCACGCGUUUGCGGGCGGCUCAGUUACGUUUGCUGUCCUCGUUUGAACGAUCGAUUGGGCGGUUUUUUUCUACACGGGCCUGGCAACGGUAGGAAAACGACAACAAACAUGGCGGAAGAUCAUGCAGAUGCUGAGCAGACCCUAGAGAGUCAUACAUCGGUCCCAGACAACCCACAUGCAGAAUAUGGUCUUACGGAGAAUGUACAGAGGAUAGCUGAAAAUGAAAAAGCCUGUGCUGAAAAGGUCUCAAAACAAAAAGUGGACUUGCAGUCUCUGCCUACUCGUGCAUACCUGGAUCAGACUGUUGUGCCCAUUCUUCUUCAAGGACUGUCCGUGCUUGCAAAAGAAAGACCUCCAAAUCCAAUAGAGUUUCUAGCAGCUUAUCUUCUCAAGAACAAGUCACAGUUUGAGGACCGGAAUUAACAUCUAUUUCAAUAAUAUAGCAAAGGAUUCAAGUAUAGCAGUUAACCCUUGAGGACUUCUUCAGCUUUUCAGUACUGGCUAAAUUGCUGUUCACCAACUGAAAAUGCAUGCAAGUAAAUAGAAAACAUCUGACUUACUCAAACCUUUCUAGGAGCCACAUGUAGAAAAUGAAUUAAUAUUUAAGAAAUGGUUUUCAAAAACACAGGGCCAUGUUUCCUGUUGUUCUGCUGUAAACAUGUUUAAUAUUUUUAUAUACUAAUACAAAAUUAUUGUAAUUGCUUUCUUAGUAUUGAAUUUUAUUUAAAAAUAAGGUUAGACUCACAAGGAAUUUGAAAAGGUACAGGGUAAUGUUUUAGUUGCAACUGUAUGAGUUGGUUUUUUCUGUAUAAGUUGGUUUUUAAGCCUGCUAAUGCAAGAUGGAUUAAACUUCACUAGCUUUUUUGCUUUUGUCAUAUAAAGCAAGUGGAGUAGAAAAGUAAAGCAUGCAGAGAGCAUGGCUAAAAGCCAUAGCUGUAGCCAAAUGUUCCUAAAGUGUUUAGUUUUUCUACUGUAGAUUUCAUUUUAUCAUCAUGAUCCAGAUUUGACUUGAAAUAAACUAUAGGGUUCACAGCAUUUAUUGCUACACUCAAAGAUGAAGCAUUUAAAAAUAAGAAAAUAUUGUAGAGGGAAAAUAAAUAUGUAUCAUCACCA